UCAUGUUUCCGUGGAUAAGAUUUCCCUCUACAGAACUGAAAACAGAGCAAGCUUUUUACUUGCUGAUUUUGGGAAGAGAGGAGUGCUAAAAUAGAAGCGAAGUGAAAAAUGGAGGUGGGCAUGUCUCUAAACGCUCUGGUUAGGCUUCCGUCAUCAAGAACACUGUUACUGCACGAAGAUGGAGGAGGGUUAGUCAAGCACUCACUCUUCUCUACUAGGAAGUCGACGGCGCAAACAUCUCUAAAGAAGCAAGGCCAAGGCCACAUGUUACUGGUUGUUAAAGCCAAAGGAAAGAAAGGAAUUCAAACACGUCAGUUUCAAAGACCACCUCCAACACCUUCCUUGCCCAAGAUUGAAGAUGAUGGCAACCCCAAAUUUCUUAUCUUCAUUCGCGUGGCCAAUGUUUAUCUAUGGUACCCGCUUAGUCUUAUAACAGGUGGUACCACUGCCAAAAUCAUGGUUGCUGCCAAAGAUAAUUUUCUGGGAAAGUACAUCUACAAAGAUACUCUUGCUCGAAAUCUUGCUGCAGUUAUUUACAAAGAUGAGAAGGAGAUACAGAAAACAGCAUUUAAGCAGCAUCGAGUAUUGCGGUCGGCAACUGAAUUCAGAUAUGGUUACAAGCUCGUUGAAAAUGGUAACUUGAGAGCUGCUCUUUCCAUAACGGAUGUCAUUGAGCUUCCAACUCAAGACAAACUAAAAACAGUGCUUGAUAAAGUGAAAGACUUCUUUGGCGAUGCAAAAGAAUCUUUUGGGAAGCUCACAGCACUAAACUCAACUGCAACUGAAGAAGAAGUUUCAAAAGAAAAGGCCAACAGCUAAAGGCAGAAGGUGAAGAAACCAAACUCUUGACAAUCGCAGAGACAAUUGCUUCUUUGAAUUUGAAAAGUGUCGGGCAAUACAUACAAAGUGGCUUUGGUAAGAGGGUUCAAAGAUUUCUGUUGGUAAACUGGAAUUUAUAUAUCAUUUUGUAGAAGCAUCUAAAUUCAGUUUAGCUUUUCUGCUCUUGUAUGCAAUAUCUCGAUAUUGAAAGAUCUCCGCAAAUUGGGUA
Messenger RNA from Populus nigra (black poplar), 1048 nucleotides. Its product is annotated as protein HHL1, chloroplastic. The coding region runs from base 109 to 819 and encodes 236 amino acids. The transcript has 6 exons. Lineage: Eukaryota; Viridiplantae; Streptophyta; Magnoliopsida; Malpighiales; Salicaceae. The record is from RefSeq and is a predicted model, not a curated record.